UGAUGAUAGUUCGCGGCGGAUGGCAGCGCGUUUCGGCCGCUUUCGCGUUUCUCUGAGUGGGUCGCGCGCGACGAUGUGAUCCACGUGACUCGCGUCAACAAUCGCGGCGACUGCGGAAGCGACGAUCGGCGAGUUUGGAGGCUCGAGAGAUCGUCACGUAAUAUUUUUCCUCCCUCUCAUCUCUCAACACUUAGACGCCGAACGUCCCCAUUCAGCGCGACUGGACGUCGAAGCACCCUCUUGCCUCCGGGGUGAAUAACGACAGGGUGACAGCGACGCACGAGAUCUCCCGCAGCUAAUCAUACAUCCAGAUGACGCGAUGACGCUACAUUGGUGGAUGCAUUGGUUCUGGGUUACUGCGCAAUUUCUUGUAAUUUUUGGGAAUCCUUUGCCGUCUACCACGUCGGAUCCCGUCAACCAGUCUCAGUCAUCUCCAAGGGUGACGCCCUCGACGAUCGAGAUCGAGGAUCGAGAAAAUAUCUAUCGCACGUCGAAGUCAGUCAGACCGACUUUUCGAAUCCCUAAGGCUAUUGGUCUUUAUCCACAGACAAAUACAGCCGUGGUGCCUGAGAGGCAGCAAUCCGUCACUACUAUCGCCUCGUUCCUAUUAGAACGUGGAAAAGGUACUGUUUCUGAGACGAGUGUCCACGAGACAGUCGAGCUAAGUUUCCGCGGUAAUAUCUCCAACGUCGAACCGCUCGACACGACGAUACCGCAGCGUGUCGCGGAGAACGUCGAUAGAAUCAGGAACUCGACGAAAAAGGAUAGUAAGAUCACGUGGAUCCUGACAACUAACAAAUCGUCAGGUAGACCGAAGUACGAUCAGGAGGAGAGAAAUCAAUCUAGCGUCGCCAGGAACGUUAGCUUCGAAGAAGUCGAAGAUCUCACCGUGCUACCUCUUCAAGAAGAAAUGUCGAAGGUUGACCUGACGUUAAACAGAACAAGGUCUUCUUUCGUAACGUCCUUGUCCUCGACCGGGCCUGCUGGUAAUGCCGCGAUCAGGACGUUUAAUCAAUCCGAGGACGAGGUCGAGAUCGAUGAGGAGGUGGCUCAGACGCAACAUUUCGCUACAGCGGCGUCUAUCCUUGGAGUUGGCGAGUCCACUCGUCUGAGCAGAGCGAGGAAUACUUUCAUCACGCAGCACUUUCAAAGAGAUCAAGUGCAAGGAGACAAUCAGCCCUCCGAUUAUAACGACACAGGUAAUAAUAGCGAAAGUACUGAGCAAGGUUCGACGACAUCCGCUGCUGGUGUAGCUGCUAUUACAGGUAGCUGUUUAGCGACUGUGGUCUUGCUCAGCACUGUGGGUAGUCUCGGAUUCAUUAUAUACAGGCGCAAGUACUUGAACCCUCCACAAACAUUGAACAGUGAUAAAUGCAGCAAUCCUGAUAGCUCCGGUUACAUCGAUGAUUCCACUAUUCGUGAUAACUCGGAGGAAAUGUACAGUUUGGAUAACGACUCGUUCCUAAAUUCUCUAGAAGCAAUGACAAUACAAAAUUAUUGGACUGACAGUGUAAAGCAUACGAAGCUAUGACAAAAGAAGAUAACCCAUCCAGGAAAGAGAAUCGAGACAUUUAGCAUUUCCGACGGUGAAGCACAUGAGCAAGUUUCUCUGCUUGAGCAAUAGUACUUACACGUCCGAGACAACCGUAUUCUAAUUACCGUGCAGCAAAUUUUGUUGCCCGAUGUAUAUCUUGAGGCGGUGAGAAUAUGCAGCGCUUGAGAGUCAUUAAUCAGUUUUGAUGGGCUGUAUCGAAUGUUAGUUACCUUGGACGUUAUUAUUCUGUACGACGUAAAAAAUUAUAGAUCAAAAUUGCGAAACGGCACGUAUCUGUCAUUUCGCGACAUGUUGAUUUAUGUCACUUCCAUCGUUCCUAUAUUUUUCUACGACGCAUGCGACCGGUAAAGUCGCGCUUAGAUGGGAAGUGGCGGAAUUAUCCCUAAAUAUUUCCAUUAAUAAUAUAGUGCAAUAAAAUUGAAAAUUGAUGUACUUUAUUAUUAAAUUAAUAUAAUAACAUUAUUCUAGAAAAGUAAGAGUACAAA
Molecule: messenger RNA, 2040 nt
Organism: Cyphomyrmex costatus
Lineage: Eukaryota; Metazoa; Arthropoda; Insecta; Hymenoptera; Formicidae
Exons: 6
Coding region: 320-1531 (403 amino acids)
Source: RefSeq, a predicted model, not a curated record